GAAAAAAACAAUUGUUACCUUUCAUCAGGACAACAGUAUGACUGUGGGCACAGACUCAAAAUAGCUCUUUUGUUUUUUCAGGAAUGUGAAUGAUCCUGCGUGUUUGAUAAGAUGCUGCUCAGCCGGGGAAUGUAGAUCAUAUCUGCAGACAGGAGUGUCCACUCCACACAUUCCUGCAUUCACAGAUAAAUCUGGGUUAUUUUAAAUGAGGAAAAAGAGUUUGCUGUUUCCGCGUCACACACAUACGAUAAUGCUGUAUAUCCACUGAAGAAUUUCAACAUAUUGUGUUUCCCUUCUCAUAUUCUGACACUCAUGAAUGAAUAGGUUAGGUAUGUUGAUUCAUGUAGGUCAUAGGAGUGAUUUUGUUACCAUAUCAAAUUGUGGGAAACAUUCUCAUGGCAGUUCUGAGACUUGUUGUGAGUUUACAUAUACCAUUGUUUACACUUUGAAACACCUCGUUCGUCUCAAAAAAGCUCUAUAAAAUGUAAAUGUUUUGUAUUAUUUCAAUCUGAAUGUCACAAGUGAAUGCAGCAUAUGUAAAUAUAUACACAUAAAUAUAUGUGUCCAUGUUAAGGCUUGUUCUUGUUAUGUUUCUUACAGGUGUAAAUCAAACAUUUCCAAUAAAGGUGCCGAUGAGUCAGUAUUCCCAGGAUUAACUGACAGCAGAGAGCGAGUACGGACAUGUAGCUCUGCGCUGUGACAGGACAGUUGAUGGGGAGAGGCGUGGUGAAGCAACAGAGGCGGAUCAAACGGGAUGUUUUGAAUUCUACCUCACCUGAGCUAAGACUGCGUAGGCCGUCUUGUUCAUUCUCCCGCUGCUGUUCAGUAGCACAGAGGCACAGAGGGAAGAUGAAUCUCUACAGGAGCUUUGGAAACCUCAUGGAGGCAUGGGUAACCGAAGGAGCGCAGGUUUCGGACUCAGCAUGGCUUGGAAAUAAUUAUGAAGACCCUUCUAUGCGUUCAUCUGACGUGGGAACGAACAUACGCACAGAAUCUGUGGACUCUGGAGUGGAGACAGCCAGCUCUGUCACAUCCUUACCUCCUACCCCUUCCUCUGUCUCAGCAGAUCAUACAGAAAUAGACUCUUUUACACCUGAAAGAGAAAGGGACUCAACAUCACAGUCUCCUAUCCUCUCUUUUCCUGUGCCUCCCUCUUCUUCCUCUUCCUCCCCGCACCUCCGACCCAGCAGAGCCCAGGAGAGCUCCACAGCCUUGCAAUUAAAAGUGGAGCAAGCAAUAAAGAAGACUGACUCUAAAUGUCUGCAGAACAACCCUAAAGACCUCCUCAUAGCGGAUGUGGUGCUCAGGCGGCGACCUGGAGCAUCUUUUGUAUCCAAACGGCCUACAUCGGAGUUAUUAAGAGGUCAAAGGUCGGAGAGUUUUAGGCACUUGAGGACAGCGAACUCAGCAGUGCCUAUAAGGCAGUUUUCAGAAUCAUAUAGACGGCCAAGGUCUGCGAGUUGUAUAAAGCCGCCAGUUCAGACCAGAAGAGAGGACCUUGGUGCAGAGGAGAGGAACGAGCUGAGUCCUGGGCUCCUGUACUUGGAGCAGGUGUGCCAAAUGUUAGAAGAGAUUGCCAAACAGCAGAUGCACAGCCGAGCGUUACAGAUGGAGACGGAUGCUCUGAGGGAGCAUCAAGACCUGGAGGAGAGCCAGGCUCUCGACGCUUGUCAGAGUGACUCUAAACCUUCCGAGGAGGAUAUGAUUUCCUGUGAAACGCUUGAAAUUCAAGAAAGUUCAGAGCAAAUCUCCAGUGAACCUCAGCAGCGUAGAGACCAUCCUUACAGACUUUUUCGGCAGAGAUCGGCUUCAGAGACAAAUAUUUCAUCAGUGCAUUUAGGAACGCAGAAUGCAGACUGCAGAGGGCAGCAUCGGAGUAAAGAUGACCUGCUGGAAAAGGAAGAGGAUGACCAGGAGAUUCAGGAGUCUGAAAAACAAGAGACGCCUAAAACCAACAAGAACUGGAAGAUGAAAUUUGGCUCUUUCACAAGAGAGUCUUCCCUGAGAGAUUUAAAGGGCCAACAGAUGCAGUCAUCUGAGAGAAACUCCGCCCGACGACGGCUGAGCCAGCUGUUCAGGAGGAAGACUACGAAGGCUGUGACCGUGUAAACGGACCAGAGCGUCUGUGUGGAUGUUUGGAUAUUUGGGUUUCAAUUCUGAAGAGGAAGCUGUUACUUCAGAGGUCUGAGAAGUGACACUGCUUUCGAACUGACUUCAUAUUCAGCUAUUUGGAUCAAGAAAUUGCCAUAUUUUAUUUAUUGUCGACUGUAUUAUAUUUUUUAUACUGAUCAAUAAUGUUUCUUCUACUGUUGUUUCUCCGUUAUUUGAUAGCACUGCAAAAUUUGACGUCCAAACAUCAAACUUGUUUCUGUAAUAAGCUAAAAGAUUGGUGAACAACCAGUACUAAUGCACUGUAUAGUAAUACACUUGAAAAUAACUUUGAAA
This is a messenger RNA of Notothenia coriiceps (black rockcod), 2445 nucleotides long. RefSeq lists its product as uncharacterized. The record is from RefSeq and is a predicted model, not a curated record. The transcript has 6 exons. Lineage: Eukaryota; Metazoa; Chordata; Actinopteri; Perciformes; Nototheniidae. Bases 712 to 2109 code for a protein of 465 amino acids.